UAACUACUAUUAGUUGUUGUGUUACAACGAUUACUGUAAUUGUUGUAGCAAUUAUCGAAGCUAUUGAAGUUGUUGUAGUAACUAUUGAAGUUGCUAUAACUAUUUCGACUGUUGCUAGAGGUGGCAGUUGUUGCAGUGUUGAUAGUGAUGGUGGUGGAGGAGAAACAAGAAAAAUACGCGAUGAUUGUGUAGGAGAAAAAAAUGGUGGUUGGUAUGGAAAAAGUGACAAUGGUGGUUGUGGUGAUGGUGGAGGAAGAGGAGGUGAUGGUGGUGAUGGAAAUGAUGGAGACGACAAAAAUGGUGUGGAGGGGAUAUGUGGGUUGUAUGAGGAGGAAUGA
This is a messenger RNA of Capsicum annuum, 338 nucleotides long. RefSeq names its product eggshell protein-like. The record is from RefSeq and is a predicted model, not a curated record. NCBI's taxonomy places the organism in Eukaryota, Viridiplantae, Streptophyta, Magnoliopsida, Solanales, Solanaceae. The annotation marks the transcript as partial. The transcript has 2 exons.